AUGUCUAAUAACGCAGAUAUUACAGUUGCUAACACUGAUGUUGUUACCAAAUAUAAGACUGCAGGUGACAUUGCUAACCGUGUUUUAGCUGAAGUGAGAAAGGCUGCCAAAGAUCAAUCUACUACUUGGGAUCUUUGUAACUUAGGUGAUAAACUCUUAGAAGAAGAAUUAUCUAAGAUUUAUAAUUCAAAAAAGACUUCGAAGAUCAGCAAAGGUAUUGCUUUCCCAACAUGUAUCAAUCCUAAUAACAUUCCUGCCCAUUUAUCUCCAGUUAAUCAGGAAGAUGAGGCCAAUAUUACCUUACAAAAUGGUGAUGUUGUUAACGUUAUGUUGGGUGCUCAAAUUGAUGGUUACCCAUCUAUAAUUGGUGAAACUUUCAUCAUUGGUGAAGAAGUCACAAGUGGUAGAAAGGCUGAUUUGAUCACUUCUGCAUGGUAUGCUUCAGAAGCAGCUUUAAGAACUUUUAAACCUGGUAACAGAAAUUGGGACGUUACCAACAUUGUUGAUAAAGUUGCCAAAUUUUACGAAACUACCGCUUUAGAAAGUAUGUUAACCCAUAAUCAGGAAAAAAAUGUCUUGUACGGUCCAAAAGAAAUCAUUUUAAAUCCAACUAAAGAAAAUAAAAAUCAAAUGGAUACUUUUAGAUUUGAAGAAAAUGAAGUUUAUGGUUUAGAUAUCUUGAUUUCUACUUCUGAAGAAGGAAAAGUGAAAAAGGCUAACUUCAACACUUCUCUAUUCAAACUUACCGGUAAUAAUUAUGCUUUAAAAUUAAAAUCUUCUCAUCAAGUUUUAGGUGAAUUUAAAUCAAAAUCCUCUGGUCUUUUCCCAAUGAAUAUUAAAAAAUGUGAUGAACCAAGAAAAGCUCGUGUUGGUUUGAUCGAAUGUGUUAACCACCAAGUCAUCCUUCCUUACGAUGUCAUGGCUGACAAACAAGGUGAAUACGUUGCUCAAUUCUUUACUACUUUCGCUAUAACUAAAAAUGGUGUUCUUAAAUUCACCGAUCCUUCUUUCAAUCAAGAUUUAUAUAAAACUGAAAAAUCUAUCAAGGAUGAAGAAAUUAACACCUUACUUACUCAACCUUUGAAAGCUGAAUCUAAUGCUGCUAAAAAGAAGAAGGCUAAGAAAGCUGCUGCUGCUGCUGAAGCUGGUUCUGCUAAUUAA
This is a messenger RNA of Hyphopichia burtonii NRRL Y-1933, 1161 nucleotides long. RefSeq lists its product as uncharacterized. The transcript is spliced from 2 exons. NCBI's taxonomy places the organism in Eukaryota, Fungi, Ascomycota, Pichiomycetes, Serinales, Debaryomycetaceae. The record is from RefSeq and is a predicted model, not a curated record. The coding region runs from base 1 to 1161 and encodes 386 amino acids.